AUGAGUGUCCCUGAAGCGCCUCAACCUGUGCAGGACUUUGAAGUCUACAAUGAUUCCGCCGAUAUGGAAAAGAAGCCAUAUCCCGAAGAGCCUGUUGAUGAUCCUUUUGGAAAUGAAGAAUCUGGGGAAGUGAAGUAUCGUAUUAUGCCAUGGUGGCAAGCUGGAAUGCUGAUGGUCGCCGAAAAUAUCUCGCUGGGUAUCCUAUCUCUUCCCUCUGCAGUAGCAACCCUUGGAAUCGUCCCCGCAUUCCUACUCAUUUUAGGCUUGUCCGGCAUCUCAUGGUACACCGGGAUUGUGAUGGGUCAGUUCAAGCAACGGUACCCUCAAGUGCAUAGCAUGGGUGACGCCGGAGAGCUGCUCAUGGGCCCUAUUGGGCGAGAGAUCUUCUAUGUCGGCCAGCUCCUGUUUAUCAUCUUCUUGAUGGCCAGUCACAUUCUUACCUUCUCCGUGUUGUUCAAUACAAUCACAAACCACGGAACUUGUACCAUCGUCUUUGGAGUCGUCGGCUUGAUCGUCAGUUGCCUUGCCGCCCUUCCGCGUACCGCCGAGAAGGUGUUUUACAUGUCCACUAUCUCCGCCCUCAGUAUCCUGAUCGCCACCAUCGUGACCAUGGUUGCGAUUGGAGUGCAGGCUCCCGACAACGUUCAGAACGAUAUCAUCACUGCUCCGACUUUCCAGGAAGGUUUCCUGGCUGUCACCAACAUUGUCUUCGCCUUCAUUGCCCAUGUUUCCUUCUUCGGCAUCAUGUCGGAGAUGCAAGACCCCAAGGACUUCCCCAAGGCCUUGGCCAUGCUCCAGAUCGUCGACACCACCAUGUACAUCGUUACCGCCAUGGUCAUUUACUGCUACGCUGGUCCUGAUGUGGCCUCGCCCGCCCUCUCCUCCGCCGGUCCCGUCAUGAAAAAGGUUGCCUACGGCCUGGCCAUUCCUACGGUUAUUGUGGCCGGUGUGGUCUUUGGACAUGUCGCAUGCAAGUAUAUCUACGUGCGCAUCUUCCGCGGCGAGCGUUCACACCACAUGCACCAGAAGAGCCUUUUGGCCACCGGUACUUGGGUUGCAAUUGGAUUGACCACUUGGACUGUUGCCUGGGUUAUCGCCGAGUCGAUCCCGGUUUUCAACGAGCUGCUGAGUUUGAUCAGCUCUCUGUUCGGAAGUUGGUUCAGCUAUGGAAUGCCUGCUAUCUUCUGGCUGAGCAUGAACAAGGGACAGUGGUUCUCGAGCCCUAGCAAGAUUGCUCUGACCAUUGUCAACCUUAUCAUUCUCGGAAUUGCUAUCGCUAUUUGUGGAUUGGGCCUGUACGUCUCGGGCGUGGCGAUCAAUGAGAGCUCCUCCAAUGCCAGCUGGACCUGCGCCAACAACGCCACCUAA
Molecule: messenger RNA, 1368 nt
Organism: Penicillium brevicompactum
Lineage: Eukaryota; Fungi; Ascomycota; Eurotiomycetes; Eurotiales; Aspergillaceae
Exons: 6
Coding region: 1-1368 (455 amino acids)
Biological process (GO): amino acid transmembrane transport
Cellular component (GO): vacuolar membrane
Molecular function (GO): amino acid transmembrane transporter activity
Source: RefSeq, a predicted model, not a curated record